Messenger RNA from Raphanus sativus (radish), 2108 nucleotides. RefSeq names its product protein trichome birefringence-like 1. Gene Ontology annotation, cellular component: Golgi apparatus. Gene Ontology annotation, molecular function: O-acetyltransferase activity. Lineage: Eukaryota; Viridiplantae; Streptophyta; Magnoliopsida; Brassicales; Brassicaceae. The coding region runs from base 341 to 1915 and encodes 524 amino acids. The record is from RefSeq and is a predicted model, not a curated record. The transcript has 4 exons.
CCGCCCCAAGUCUAAACAGCCACAUCCACAAAUACUUCGUUCCUAUCUUUUUUUGGUGACCAUUCCAUUCAAGAACAUGAUUUUAAACAUACAGUCACAACAUUCCAAGUGUAGAAAAAACGAAAUCUAAACAUUCCAAACCUGCCACACCAAACAAAAAGCAAUGCCUUCUCCUAGUUUACUCCAAAUACAAAGGCUGUUAACAGAAACGAAACACUCAACACUUUACCGAACACACGCAUUGUCUUCCCCAUAAACAAGAGUCUUUUUAAUCUCUCUCUGACAUCAGAGAGACUCUUCACGUGCCAAACAAAAAAAAACUCAACACCUUCCUCCCACAAUGGCCACGGACUCCGUCAAGCACGUGCCUACACUCAGCGGGGCAGCCAUCUCCACCGAAAUGAAAAGCUUUUUCACCGCCGUGAAACCAACGAAAACCAUCAUAACUUUUGUCUACGCCUCCUUCAUAACCUUUGUUGCGUUUACUGUUUACUUAGCCUUCACCCCGUCUCUCAUCACCUUUGUGUAUUCCGUCUCUUCCUAUAUCCUCCCAAAUGUCACAGCCGUGACUUCACCGUCCAAUUUCACAACUAACACCACAUCGCGAGCACCCGCGCCGCGGGGAAGUCUCACUCCGGCUACCCUUAAAUCUUCCGCCGCUAAUGAAACAAACAUACUUUCUAUAAAAAACGCUUCACUGUCUCGGACCGAGCAUGCAAGUGUACACUUAUGUCCUAACAACAAUACUGACAAACAAGCACCUCUGUCCGUGAAUUCAAGUGCUUCUCCGAUGAGGAAACAAAGUAGAACUAAACGAGAAAUCAAGUCUCUCAAGAACUGCGAGUUUUUCGAAGGAGAAUGGGUCAAAGACGAUUCGUACCCGCUUUACAAACCCGGUACGUGCACUAUCAUCGACCAGCAGUUUAACUGUAUGGCCAACGGAAGACCAGACGUUGAGUUUUACAAACUGAAGUGGAAACCUAAAGAAUGCACUUUACCAAGGCUGGACGGAGGCAAGUUGCUGGAGAUGAUUAGAGGAAGAAGGCUCGUGUUCGUUGGAGACUCGCUGAAUAGAAACAUGUGGGAGUCUUUGGUUUGUAUUCUUAAAGGAUCAGUUAAAGAUGAGAGACAAGUCUUUGAAGCUCAUGGAAGGCAUCACUUUCGUGGGGAAGCUGAGUACUCUUUCGUCUUUAAAGAAUAUAAUUGCACUGUGGAGUUCUUUGCGUCUCCUUUCUUGGUUAGAGAAUGGGAAGCUAAGGACAAGAACGGGACGAAGAAGGAAACUUUGCGUCUAGAUAUGAUGGGGAAGUCAUCAGAGCAGUACAUAGGAGCGGAUGUACUUGUGUUCAAUACCGGAUCUUGGUGGACUCAUGACAAAACAUCCAAGGGUGAGGAUUAUUAUCAAGAAGGAAGCAAUGUUUACCCGAUACUCGACGUUGAUGAAGCUUUUACAAAAGCAUUGACUACAUGGGGUAGAUGGGUUGAUAAAUAUGUGAAUCCAAAUAAGUCUCUUGUCUUCUUCAGCGGAUACUCGCCAUCACACUUCAGUGGAGGGCAAUGGAAUGCAGGAGGGGCAUGCGAUGAUGAAACAGAACCGAUCAAGAACGAGACUUACCUAAGGCCUUACCCAACCAAGAUGGAGAUACUCGAAAGCGUGCUAAGGGGAAUGAAAACGCCGGUCACGUAUCUCAACAUAACGAGGUUAACAGAUUACAGGAAGGACGCUCACCCGUCUGUUUAUAGGAAACAGAAAUAUACGGUAAUAGAAAGAAGAUCACCGUUGUUGUACCAAGACUGCAGUCACUGGUGCCUCCCAGGGGUUCCUGAUUCUUGGAACGAGAUUCUCUAUGCCGAGAUGCUUGUAAAGCUCGACCAGCUCCGUGGCAACAGACGGCAGAAACCUAAACUAGUAUAGGAGUUGAAUCAGAUUCUUGUUUUAGAUGAAAUACACUUAUCUUUUCAAAGGCAUAAAGAAAGUAAGAGAUGAGAAUCAUACUAUAGUGCCUUGGUCAUCACUUUUCUUGGUUGUAUACUAUUGAUGGGAGAGGUUUGAGAUUGUAAAUGUUUUUUUUUUAUUUUACUCAAUUUAAUAGUAAAGGUUUGUCAAA